Messenger RNA from Drosophila yakuba, 8334 nucleotides. It is a transcript of the gene dtn, whose product is annotated as transmembrane protein 132E. NCBI's taxonomy places the organism in Eukaryota, Metazoa, Arthropoda, Insecta, Diptera, Drosophilidae. The transcript has 13 exons. Bases 575 to 4555 code for a protein of 1326 amino acids. The record is from RefSeq and is a predicted model, not a curated record.
ACGGUAUGGACACACUGCAAAGUGUUUGGGAUGUUCGAUAUUUGUGUAAAAUUCUGAGAGACCUGAAUGAAAAGAGGCAUGCAUUAGGGCGUCGAACGAGGGAUUUACCAGCCCAGCAGAUCCUUGCCAGCGCGUGAAAAGCGAGACGAGUGAAAAUCGAAUCGGUUGGCACGGUCGCAGUCCAAUUAAUUUCGAACUGAACUGCGCGAUUUGCAGGAGAUGUGUCUAUACCUGCAUGUGCAUGUGUAUCUGUGUGCGAGGUGGCCCACGGCUGUGUGUGUGAGCAGCGUGUGAGUGUGUGUUGGUGUGUGGGUGUGUGUUGGUGUGUGGGCACACUGGAAAGAAUCAAUAAAGGAUGUGCUGCGGAUUGCUGAGCGAGAAAAAAGGACGAAAAGUGCUAGCCCGAGCGAAUUAACGGUUAACUUUUGGCACGCUUAACGGAAUAACGGUCAAACAAGUCAAACAAACCGAGAGAACAGUGAAAAUAACGAGAGUGCGGGCACAGUUAAUUAGCAAAUUAACGAGUGGGUGGCCACAGGAUAUCAGGAUUUCGAUAUAUUUUGGAUUCCUGCACAUGAACAAGAUGAUGAGAUACUGCCUCAUAAUUGCUUUGCAGCUGUCGUUGGCAUACUCCGUGGAGGUGCACUUUGAGGCGCCGGACAGUGGCUUCUUUCUGAAGCACGCCCGUCAACCACCUGUGACGCCGGAGAUCGCCAACGUGCAAACAUCCUCGGCAGUGCCGCCGCUACGGCAACGAUCCACAUACGAUUCCGUGUUAUCCCUGGACAGAUUUACUGUGGUGGAGACCACGCAGCCGGUGUCCAUUCGCGCCAGCUAUGGACCCUUUUCCACGAAACAAACGGUGCCAGCCCGCUACAUUGUGCCGGACACAAUGGACAGCCAGUCGGGCGAUUAUAUGAACAAUGCCACUCUACUGGAACUCCAGCAGCCCAACAUGCAUCUAGACAUCUCCGCCCAUUUAGUGCGCUCCAGUGUAUCGCAGGAUGCUCCUGUGCUUCGGGUACUAUUCCAUGCCGGAGCCGAUCCGGGUGGUCACUUGCAGCGUCAGAAGGUCUGUGUACUCCUGCACGUGGCCAUGGGCUCGGAGCAGCCGCUCAAGGGACGCUGCAUGCCGGAGGGCGAGGACGGUGUCUGCGUAGCCGAAGUGGUUGUGCCCCUGGGCUGGUGGCCCCAGCUGCCCGCGCCCACACAGGAUGGCAGCAGCCAGGCGCCACCCAAAGUGCCGCAGCGGUAUGCCCAGGUCUCGUACAGUGUCUUUGAACCACCAUUGCGGAAUCCCGAGCAAUGCGAGCCCAAGGUGCAGAUCCAACCGCUGACUACAUUCGCCCAGGUGCCUUUGUUGGCCGCCAGGACUCCCUAUCGUAUGUUGCGCGCCGACGAUGCCGUCACAUUUUUGCUGCCCCAACAUCCACUGUAUCCACUGUCACGUCUCCAUGUGCCCGUUUUUCUCCACCAAUAUCCCGAUCAGCGGGUGGCCGCCUUCACAGUGAGAGCUCGUGUCAAGGCGGGCUUGAAGAUUUUGGGCGCCACUGCCUCCACAGACCAGUGGAGCGUCUCCGUUGAAAAGGAAAAUCCCAAGCACACCACCGCCCGGGUGACCGCAUUCCGCAAAGAGGCCGAAUCCAGUGUGGAAAGCGGAGGUAAUCUAACCAGCGAGGUGUUUGAGGUAUUCUCAUGGCUGCUCGAGGUGGCCGAGGACACCAAUGAUAUUGUGGAUGGUGGCAAGAUUGUGUGGUCCGUGACCCAUGUCUAUGACACGCCAAAGGACAAGGAUUCCGGCGAACUGGUUAUACCCGAUGACAACAAGAAGCGACUAAUUGCCAAGCUGGAGAUCAAUAAGGACGACAUUCAGGCGGUGCUGCCGAUGGCCAAGAUCUGGGAGGUGAUGAACACGGCAGUGCUAACCGGCAGGCAGGUGGCCCAGGCCAUGAAGGUGUUUAUCGUUUCGCAGGCAGGCAAGGUGGCCGAUGUGACGCUACAGAGCUCUUGUCAUGCCGAAGACGAAAGUGUGAUCAAGGUUUCCUCGUCCUGCAGUUCUGUUUAUGUGGAUGGCUCCGAGCAGCGAGGGUCUUCCAAUGCCUCGGUCAUAGUCAAGUAUGGUACCUAUGUGGGCGUGGCAAAGUUCAUCGUUUGGAUGCCCGAGUUCCCGCUGGAGGUUUACAUAUCCGAUUUCCGUCUCUCCCAAAUCAAGGGAUGGAAAGUAACCGAUGACAAUCACUAUCUACACAACAAGCAGUCGCGCCGGAGAAAGAAGAGAUCCUACGUCUGGGGUCAGCACGGAACCAACUACUAUAACAAUCUGGGAGCAGACAAGACGAUUUGUCGAGCUCGAUAUCAGCAAAGUCCCGUAGAGGUGUACGCCAAAUUCCUGGCCGUGGAUCAGAACUCUGGACGCACCAGCUACUUUAUCUCACGGCGUACAGGCCUAAGAGUCACGGAUCUGGUGCAGCCGCUGCUUCGUGUAGCCGAUCCCAAGAUCGCAUCUCUGAAGGGUCGAAUUCUGCAGGGCAAGUCCAUGGGACGCACCGAUGUGCAGGUCCUGUCACCUAUAACGGGUCGAGUAAUUGGCACCAAGGAAAUCCGUGUGGGCAGCGACAAGGUCAACCUUUCAAAGCUCAUUGUGCGCGUCAUUUCGGGCCUGCAGCUCACCAUCAGUCCGGACAACACGAUUGAGAACGGCUACCUGGCGGAGACUUCCGUUACCCACAAGCUGACUGCUCAGUAUCAGGAGGGACUGCUUGACAUCGAUCUUGAGUUUACCGAUGGCUCCAAAACUCCUUUGCGAGAUAUUGCCGUGGAGGACUACUUCCUGCUGGUGGAGAGCUUGGACACAGAGGUGGUGGCAUUUGCUCCGAUGCUGGCUUCCCAUCAUCCUCGUGUCAUUGCCGUCGGCGAGGGCAAUGGUAACCUGCUGCGCGUGACCCUUUUACUUUCCGAGGAGUGCCGCCAGCGACGCGGCACGUUAAGCAGCUCCAAACAGAACAAAUCGAAUGCAGCACCACUGGCCAGUGCAUUGGCAUCCAUUGAAGUGGAUUUCAACAAUGUGGAUAUCGUGAGCAAGCAGGAGGCUAUCCAAAAUGAUGGCACUGUGGGCAGGGAAAGAAAGAACUAUAGGCAAACAGGCGAUCUGGCCGAUAUCAUUGUGGGCAUCCCUUUGCGCGACUCCAGCCAGCUGUACGAGCCAACUGUCCAGGCGCGUCAGCAUCGGGGCAGCAUUCAGGCGGUUCAUAAGGGUCAUCAUGGCAAGGGUAUUGCUGGCACAGGCACCAUGACCACCAUGGAACUGGGCAUGUACGUCCUGCUCACGGCGUUCUGCUUCGCUAUUAUAGUGUUUGUGAUCUCUUGCGUGGUGUAUGCCUCCAAGUUCCGGCCAGCAAUGAUUGAAUCCGGCUUGGAUCCUCUGUCGUCGGGCAAGAGCAAUAGUUCUGGUGGAUCUGGGGGCUUUCGGGAUGUGCGCUUAAAGGAGUCGACUACGAAUGCACACGAUUGGGUCUGGCUGGGACGCUCCACCAUCGACCGCCAGUCGAUUGUGGCUGAGACCAACACGCAUCUGAAUCCGAGAGAUUCCCGCAUGCGUAUCACUAGCAAUCCGAUUGUCAACUACGACAAUGGACGUCGCGUGAGCUCCUUUGACCAACAGCCUAAGCUGCAGACGCAUAUCGUGCCGGCCUCCAAUCUAAACAAACAGCACGCCGACCACUAUUUAGCCAACGAGCGCAAGGAUAAUGCCCUGGACUACAAGCCACCAGUGCCGCCGCAUAGGAAUGUGGGCGCCCGAGCAUGCCUACCGGUUCAGCCAGUGCCCGGUACUGGGUCUGUAAAGCAGGAUGCAGCACCCAACAAGCGCUACAGUCAGCUGUACAGACGUGAGCAUCUGCAGAACAGCGAUAGCAAUGCCAAUCAACAGCCGGCACAGCAGCCGAAUCAGCAACCGCCAACAGAACGCCCUCAUCCACUGGCCAAUGCCCAUCCACAUCCACAUCCGCACCAGCAUCAGCGCAGCCAUAGCCACAGCCACAACUUCAGCCAGGAGCCACUCAUUAAGGCGGCGCACAACAAAAUCAAGCAGCAGCAGCAACAACAACAGCAGCAGCAACACGAGGAGCUGCACAACGCCGAGAAGCUGGUGGAGUACACGAAUCCGCACCAGAAGAACGCGUUUCAGUUCGAUUCGCUGACACCAAAGAGAGUUACCAAAGCAGCCGCGUCAUCGCCGGCAACGCCUUCCACAUCAUCCACAUCGGCAGUCCAGGGCAAAGCUAAAGAAAACCACAGCAUGGCUAGCAGCACUGGGGAUGCGGCCAACUCAAAUGGAACGGACGAGAUUAUAAGGCUGCCAGCCAGCGCCGUCAGCCAGGAGCCCACCACGAAAUCGUCGCGUGUCAAGCGCGCCACCGUGGUGGGCAAUCCGAUGUUCUCGGCCACCGUCGAUGAGUCUGCCACUCCCGGCGAGCGUCUUGGCCUGGACGAUCUCGACAUGGAUUACGAGCAGAUCAUGCACUACUUUGACAACCUAAAGGAGUCAAAUGCCUGAGUACAGGAGAUCAUUGCUAAAAUUCGCGAGAUAUUGUCCACGUUCCAUCACCGAUAUCAAACGGUUGCCACGCCACUGACCUCGCCCACUCGCCAGCAGAUGCAGCUGCUUGACGAACUGGUCGCUGGCGUGGCAACGGCCACAGCCUUCACCGCAACCAAGUCAACACCAUUGGCCCCAGGUGACGGAGUGGCAAACGAUUCCGCUGAUGCUGAAGCUGAUGCCGAUGCUGAUGCAUUCGAUGCCUACGAUGGAGCGUUGGACAUCGAGAGCAGGCAGUUCUAGACGUCAAACCUGGCACACAUCUAAACGCAAUUCUAGCAAUACUCCCCCAGUACUCUUAAAGCAAACCUUGAGGCCGCUCCAUCCACCAACUCCGUAUAAGAAUCCAUGCUGCGAUUGCGCAAGAAGGCAGCCCGGAAACGGACUCGUCAGCCGUGCUGGCGUACGUGCAGGCAAGGAGAAGGAGAUAAUUCGAUGGAGAAACAUAUUUAUUGCUAGGCUAAGUUCAUAUUUAAAGCAUACACCUAUAGGCAUAUGUAAACGUGGAGAUAAUCCAAGUGUAUCUCGAGGAGCGCGUGCCUGACACAAUCGGAAUCGACGGGCAACCACAUAUAGUAUACAACAAUCUAUAUCUCUGUAACUGUAUCUGUAACUAUAACUGUAACUGUAUCUGCAUCUGUUGCAGUAUCUGCAUAAGUACCAUGGUGUAGUUAAGGAUCAGCCAUCUAAAGCAUAGCUUAAUCCAGACAUUUUUUCCCAUUCUCUUCGCUUCACACACACGCAUCCUUAGAUAAUGUCGCGUGUCCCAUCCGUCUGGUUCGAUUCAGCAUCUCUAUAUUCACACGAUCUCGGCCCGAUCUUGCAUAUCCUAUGUAUAUCUACUCUCUGUUGUGUCUGCGUCUGAGUGAGUGUGAGUGCAUUUUGUGUGCGUGUGUGUGUGUGCGCCAGAGAAAGUGAGAUAGAGAGAAAGCGAGAGCGAAAGUGAGGGAGACAGCGACAGAGAGAAGUUGAUAGAAAACAAAAACAAAAGAGGAGAGUUUCCAAAAUGUGCCGGGCACCGCUCCCAAAAGUCGCUAGAACUUAAAAACUGAAUAAUAUACAUGCUAUACACACGUAUUUAUAUAAUUAUAUAUAUAUAUAUAUAUAUAUAUGUAUAUAUAUAUAUAUAAUUAUGUAUAUAUAUAUAUAUAUUUAUUAUUAUAUAGCGCGCGCUAAAAUUUAAAGCAAAAUCGAAGGAUAAUCCAAAAUGCUACAUUAUCUAAAACGGAAACUUGAACAGAAAUCGUCGCUUUAUAAGUUGGCAAUUGAAGCCCAAUACCAAUCAUAAAUCGGGAAACCUAGAAAACAAACACCACACAAUUCACAAAUCACAAUUCACAAAUUACAAAUCACAAAUAAUAUAUAGACGCUUAUGAGCUUUAUUUGAUCGAUUGCAUUAAAAUGGAAGCUAAAAGCAGAACAGAAUCCCCAAAAACCGAAUCACAAACAGUAGCGGGGAAAUGUGAAACCAAAUAUUAUAUGAUAUUACCGAGCGAUCCAAGCUUUAUAUAACAAAUUUACCAUAUUUAUAGCAUACGUGCAUAUUUAUUACUAUUAUUAUUAUUACUGAUUAUUAUUAUCUUGUCUUACGAUUAUUAUCAUUACUGUAUUUAUUACCAACGAGAAAAGGAACAAGUGCAAAAUUACUUCAAACUCCAACUCAAAUCGAAAAGCCCCACUUUGAAUAGCGAAAUUAGACACGAAUCGAGGACACACUGUAAGAGGGGCAUGGAUAGAACCAGAACGCCCUAUCUAUAUGAUUAUAUAUUACUAUAUAUAUUUAUAUACAUAUAUGAUGAUAUAUUCAUUAACUUGUGUGUCACACGCGCGCUCUCCUUCUACAUACAUAUUUGUAAUUGCAUCUGUUCGUUUUCCUUAGGGAAUGUAUGAUAUACAUAUAUCAUAACACCCAAAAGCUACUUCAUUCCAUUAGCAAAUCAAACUUGUAGCCACUAAACGCGUUUUUGUCUUCUUUCGUUUGUGUUUGUUUAAGUAAGUCUGUUUAAUUUCGUUCGUAAGAUCUGUAACCACAUCUGUAGCUAUGCAUAAGUGUCAUAUCCGAUUAGUUUAUAUUUUAGAGGCCAUCUAAGUAUUAUGUUCGUUUCUCUCAUUGUUUCAUAAUCAUAUGUUGUAAAUUGUUCCGUCCAAAAAAAAAAAAAACAAAAACAAAUGAAAUGAGAAACAAGAAACAAAACAAAGCUGAAUGAAACGAUAAACAAAAGCAAACGAAACAAAGCAAAAGCAAAGCAAACAAUUGUAAAACGAAAUUAAGCAAUCUGAUUUUUUGUAAGGCUCUAAAACGAGGCCACCAGAAUGAAGCGCACGAAUGCAUUGUUUGUAAACUAAAUUUGUAGUCCUUGCAAGACUUUCCGACAUUUACUGCACUGUACUGUACAUAACGUGUUGCAAGUGCAGUGCGUUUCGUGGCCAUAGGGCCAUCGGCCAUCGCAAAGUCAUCAGAAUAACUGAAAUCGAACUCGGCUGCAGUAGAUGGCCUGGGCCUUAUAGCGCGCAAACGCACUGUGCCGUAUUAAUAAACUUAAUCCUGAGUUGCGCCCCAUCGAUCUAAGGACUGCAAGAAACCACACGCAUACACAAAGGACACAUCACUGGACACAUCCUGUUGAUUUCGACCUGUAAUAUCCUGUAAUAUCAUUAGCAUAUAGUACUAGAUGCAAUUGUUUACUACCCCUCAACCUCUCAAGCUUUAGUGACCCUUUUGUGACCCCCUUUGCACAGUAUGACAAAUCCUAGUCCGCACAAGCAAACGACACCCCCCCUCACUCACACACACACACACACACUGCCAUUGGUGAAAGUGAGAUUUAGGCGUACUGAAGCUUCCAGCAUUUACCAGUGCCAUAACUUUAUAACUUUAUAUAUAACUUUACCCACACGCGCUCAGCAGUAAGCCGAUCAAUCCGGCGAUUGAUUUACGGCUAGCAUCGAGCUUAGCACUAGCUUUCUUCCGCGAGCUUGCUUGUUGGUCAAAAACGAAGUGAGAACGAAGAGACAUCAGCCUCCCUCCAUUAAGAAAAAGAACUUAGUCUUUGCCGAUCUAGUGUCCAAUGUCCAAUGAUGAAAAUUGGUACCGCCAUAUGGAAAUCCUUAUGGCGUGAGGCGAUUGCAGGGUAUCAGUAUCAUUUUUGAAACUAGACAAAUGCGCUUGGCUUCAAUUCGCGGAUCGGCUUAAUUCUUCUAGUACUCGUAUGUGUUUAACGAUUCCAAUGCAAAGACUUUUAUAUACCUUUACUUUUUUUUAAACUAAAUAUAUAUAUAUAUAUACGUAUACACCCAUAUACUAGAUUGUACAUUAUUGUUUAGCAUGUUUCGACUGGAAUUUAAGCCGAAUUUUAGAUCUUCUCUAGUCAGUUCAAAGCGUUUUUUGUUCGUUUUGUCACUCCCCCGCCACACAGAAAUACAAAAACACACACACACCCAUAGUUUUAUAUAGUCAAGGCAAGCUUUUAACGCCCCCUGCCACGCCCCCCGCCCUUACACCUAAGCUGUAUGUACUUGUAUGUAAUAUCGAAACACAAAACAAGAAAGCAAAAAAAAACACAAAAGAACAUGAAAAAAAUGCACCUAAUAUAUGAAAACAAUUGGAAAUGAAACUUUUGAUUUUUUUUUCGAACCAUUGAAACUUGGAAAUUCAUCGAUUUAUAUAGUUAAUAAUAAUACCUAUAUCGUGCUAAAACAAAAAACAAAACGCCGGCUAAGUGUAAUGCAAACGAAAA